Messenger RNA from Armigeres subalbatus, 5182 nucleotides. RefSeq lists its product as uncharacterized. The record is from RefSeq and is a predicted model, not a curated record. NCBI's taxonomy places the organism in Eukaryota, Metazoa, Arthropoda, Insecta, Diptera, Culicidae. The transcript has 7 exons. The coding region runs from base 723 to 3917 and encodes 1064 amino acids.
CUGCGAAACUUGCAGCAGUUCAUCUCCAUCGCUGAUUGAGAGGUGACACGCUCUGCACGAAAAGCUGAAAAAGUGGUUCCUUCCUAUCACCACCACCAUUGCUGGACUUGGAAUCAGGGGGAAAAUUGUGUUUUGUUUUCGUGAUCGUGAAAAUUUUCGUUGGUCGGACAAAAAAGUACCAUAUUCGGCGGGUUUGAUUAGAUGUGAUACGAAUUACCACUAUUGUUGGGCAGGUGAACGGAUUCACAUUGAUAAAAAUGAGUGAUAUCAGUGGAUUUCUGUGGGGUGAAAAUCGACUAAUUAAGCCCCAUUGUUAAACAUAGUUGUGCUCACAUAUGUUUUGAGAAAAUUGUGCUUUCCCAACUUCUUUCUUAUCGUUCUUCACUUGUUGGGAUAGUGGGACAAUGCCAGGACUGUGGCAAUUAGUUGAUACAUAGUAAUUGGAGCAGAAAAUUGAGUUUUCAUCAAUAUUUCCUGGUAAUUGAAAAUUCUCUCAGCAAGAAGGUAGAAGCUGAGAAAACAAAGUGAGUGGGUGUUAGGUGCAAAGAAGUUAAACCUUUUAUUGCGGUGCUGAACUGGUGCGCUAUUGCGUUUCAGUGUUGAAGCACCUGCCACGGACCGGAGGUGGUGGUGGCCGGAUAGGCCAGCUUCUGCUAUUGUCUUCCCACCCAGACCAAAGGCAGGUGGCUGCCGCAGCGACGCUGGAUCUGAUCCGCAAGAAAAUGAAGCCGUACCAGCCAUCGGAUAAGCUGGUGGUGCGGGACAGUGUGUCGCUCAGUAUGGAUGAAGAGCUGAGCGAUGACGUCGAGGAUGAGGUUUUCAUACGGGACGGUCGUACGUGCCGGACGUAUGAGGAUCGCGGGGCAAAGCGUCCUCUGAUGGCACCCAGACAUCGAAGCGCAGGGGGUAAGAACAGCAAAUCAACAAGUUGCGGCACGUCGAGUCCGAUACUGAAAAAGUAUCGUCGAAGGCGCUGUUGGAAUUGUUGCGAGCCGUUCUGCUACGGGUUAGCUGCCAUCACAGUGCUUAUUGGGCUCAUCGUGUUAGCAGCCCUCCUACUGACCGCUUUUCCCCAACCGCUUCAGAAGAUUCGGAUCUGGUUCCACAAGGAAUCACCCUUCAGCGGUACAACCAUCCAGGGCAAAUUCGACAGCUUACUGUACAACGACAUGGGAACCGCCAACGACUCGAUUGAGAUAGUUCCUUGUACGCGAAUUACGGUGCAAAAAGUUUGGACCCGAGUCGUAGCCAGGGUGAACAGCGAGAGUCCGUUGCGAAAGCUGGACGUCAAUGGGGACGGAGUUUUGGACGUGAUCGUGGGGUAUGGCAUAGAUGAGAUGAUCGAUGACACGCUGGGGUUCAUUCCGAGGUGUACCUCGUUGAAGACGAACCUGACGGAUAUGUGUGGCGGGGGAUUGUUGGCACUGAAUGGAGUCAACGGGGAAACGCUGUGGCAGCGAUGGACAUCGUUUACGAUCUUUUCCAUGAAAUGUGCCAUCGAUAUCAAUUCAGAUGGACAGAAUGACUGCGUGGCUGCUGGGAGGGGUGGUCUGAUACUGGCAGUUGAUGGUAGAAAUGGGAACAUAUUAUGGGAAUUGAAGGACUCUUCGGAUUUGGAAACCUACGCGGGAACGAGUAUAGAUCUUUACACGAUCAAUGUAGUGAGAGAUCUGAACAAUGAUGGCAUCGCGGAUGUUUUGGCUGUUCAUGUCGAGGAGUCGUUGCGAGCGCAUGGUGGCCAUAUCAAGCUGAUAUCCGGGGCGACUGGAAUAAUUUUAAAGAGCAUUCCAACACCCUAUCGCGAGGAAAUGUUUGUACCGAUACAGGUGCUGCUAGGCAAAGGUGGCUCAGAGCAGUUCUUGAUGGUGACCGGAGGGCAAAGUUCAGCGGGGGGCAUCUACACUCUGAAUCAGGAAAAUCUGUUGAAAUUCAACAGCGAGAUGGACUUUGCGCCAAUUCUGCGGAUUAAUUCGUCCGGGUUUAUGGUGCCUGCAGUGCUGACGGACAUCAAUGGAGAUUCAGUGCAAGACAUUGUGGUUAGUUCUUUCAACUCCACAGUAUUCGCAUUUGAUGGUAGCAGCAAAAAACAGCUGUGGUCUUAUACGAUCUCUGAUUCUGAGAGUAUCAGUUCGAUAGUUCCUGGCCAUUUUGAUCACGACAACAUUACGGACUUCAUGGUCAAAUAUAAUACUGGUCCAGGAUUUCCAAUAUACUAUUAUUCACAGACUAUGAUUAUCAAUGGGAGUAAUGGACAACCAUUCCUGGAUAACGCUGUGAAGGAUGCAGGUGGUUCAAAUAGUUUACUGGGAGGUCUAAGUAUCUCCCAAACUGGAGGUGGCGAUUUUUUCUUACAUUGGCAGCUACAAUGUAGGGAUAAAUACGAAACCACAGAAGAAUACCAAUUCAUUCCAGAAAGUGACAUCAUACAGCAGUCCCGUGCAGAUGCUUGCAUGCUACGUUUCAAUAGAUCUUCGGUCCUGAAACUGUACACUAUAAACCGCCAUAUGGAACCACCAGGUGCAGUUAUCUUUUCAUCUGAUGAUCUGGUUAUUAAGCUCAAUGAGACAAUCAGCGAACAGCUACGUGAGAAAUUCGUGGCUCCGAUAAAGCAUCCCAAAAUGAAGCUUAAAGUUAAGGAAGAUGGACGCAGAGCAAGUGAGGGUCAGCAAAUUCAAGUGCGAAUGGAUAAGAAACUUGAUUUGCACAGCGCUCCUCCCGCGGGUGAAGCGGAAGGAGUUUCGGGAGAUGUCGGAGUAGUUAUGAGUGGCCCUCAACAGGUAGCUUCUGAGCUGAGAAAACAGAAGCUUAGGGAACAAAUGCUAAAUACCAACCAGAUUCCAGAAACUUUGGAGUACGAGGAGGAGAAGAAACGAAAACAGAAGGUUAAUUUGAACAAUGUCUAUAAGAAGUAUACGUACAAUGCAAACGAUGGCACGGAUUUGUUCAACGGUGACCCUGAUAUCUACUUACCGUACGAUCAAGGGAAUUCGGAAACGCGUAAUCCGUAUCUUCAAAAUCAGAUAUCGCCAGUGCAGCCAGCACAGCAAGAUUAUGAUUACAGUGCUAACAAUGAUGACAUAUUGCAACCUGAAUAUUCGCGUUCUCGCUUCAGGAAUGGAGGCAAUCGCUAUUCCGGCGGCAGAGACGUUCGCAGCAAAUUCGGAACAUUCGAUGAUGCAGAACUUCGAGAUCCCAGUCUAGAGGAGCAGGUAUUCAAUGAAUCCAAUCCAAACUCGCAGAUCGUGAAGAAAGUACUUCUAAACGAAGAGAUUCUGGAGGAACUGAAAGAGAAUGGAAGCAGUUCAAAAGGAUCCAAGGAAACACUUUGGGAUUUGGAAAUGGAGAAAGAGGCUAAGGAGGCUAUCAAUGAUGCGAGUGCCAACUUUGACUAUAACAAGGAAAAACGCCAAGCUGAGCUUUCCGGGAGUUCUACACAGCCACCAACUACAGUCAAGCUCCCUACUGCAGUCACUGAGCCAUUUCCAAAUGAAAAUAUUCUUCCAUCAAUAGCAUCCACCGGACUGUUGCUCAAGUCCCUCAGCUCUUCGCAAACUAACCCAACGAUUGACUAUGUCUUUGUUAUGAACAUCCGAGAGUCGGAGACCUAUCCGCCAUUGUUGCUCGAGCAAGACCUCGCCUGCGUAAGAGACAAGCUUUCCGCAUAUCGGACUUACAGCAGCGAUGACUUCCACGUGCUGGAGAAGGAGUUUUUGGUUCGAUGCCUUGAAGAGAGGCUUCCAAAUGCUAAGCCGACCUACCAAAAGUACGAAACACAAAUCAUCGUUACGCGGCUCGAGAUCGGGUGCUCAUGUGCUGAUGAUCUAAAUCCGAAGCGGGAGGUGUGUUCCAAAUUGCACAGCUACGAUCAGCAGCGAUGGACCGAGUACAUGGGAAAUGUCGGAAAUGGUGUCUACUGAGAUCAGGGUGGAGAGGGUGAGACGGUAUGAAAGACGGGAAGUUUGCAACGCUACGACAAAACUGAUUUUCGUGAUUAUAGUAGGAACUCAUCCUUUUCUGAGCAUUCUUAUGGACCCUUCAAAAUGAUUCGAUUUCUUAUUAAAAUAAACUUUGAAAAGCAGAACAGAUUACGAACAGACAUUAAUUACACAUGCACAGAGGACAGACGCGUUCAAUUUUUGAUUGAAAUUUCUCGUAUUUUAUCAAUACAUUAUAUGAGAUAGUUUUAAUCUGGUUUGAAUCAUUUAUUCAAAGGUUGACUGAUUUUUGAAAAACGUGUCACGAGGUUCAGCAUUCAUGUUCAGCGAAAAUCUACCUUUACAGUUUGCUGUUGCUACAAGCAUAACUGCCCCAUAUGUACCAAAUUUCCUAUCUACAUAUAUAUGACACAAUUAUGUCCAAAUUCCCCCUGUCUGUUCUCUGUAAUAAUGCAAGACAUUUAAGCUUGCUUUAAUAAAAAAAAUCUUCUAUUUUCACCCUCGAAAAGAUUAUUGCGAAGUAACCUUUUCCGUCUAAUAUUUCAUCUCGUUUUAUUUCUCAGUCAUAUCUUAAAAUAUCUGUUAAUCAAAUCGUAAGGCAAAAUCGCUAUUUUUUUGUAAUUUGAGAAUAAACCCUAAGAUUACCUUUGCCAAAGAAUCCAUAUUUGUUUAAGCCUCUAGUUUGAUAAAAAAAACAAAAACCAAAAACUGAAAAAGUGCUCCAAAAAUAUGGGUUCUUUGGGAAAGAUAACUUAAUGAAUAAAUCAAAAAUCAACAAAAUAUGUUCUACAUAUACAGCAACAGCACAAGAAUGUACAAAAACAAUUGUUGUUCAUAUUUUAUUUAUUUUUCCUUUUUCAAUACAAUUUUUUAACUAUGAUAUAAAUCAAAAGUUUUUUGUUUGGUUAAUAUUUUGUUCUUAAAGGUAGAAAAUGUCAAAAAAAAAGUGGCAUUCUUAUAAUCACAAGAAUGUAUUUCAUUAAAAUUAUCACAACAAUAGAACAUGAAUUAUCAAUAAUGACAGACGCAUAUUUCGAUAGGCUUACAAAUACAAAUGAAUCGCGCGACAGACAUAUUUCAAUCAAUCAUAUUUAUUUUUGGAAAAGAUUCUAACCAUAGUUAAUUUGUAGAUAUAUGUGACAGGAAUAAAUUUAUCUAUCAAGUGAGAAGAAAAAAAUGAAAGAUAGAUUUGUUAAACCCAUGUUCGGAUUUAUUGGAAUGUGUAAAUAAAGGUGACUGAUAAUAUA